Molecule: messenger RNA, 991 nt
Organism: Chaetomium fimeti
Lineage: Eukaryota; Fungi; Ascomycota; Sordariomycetes; Sordariales; Chaetomiaceae
Exons: 1
Coding region: 110-991 (293 amino acids)
Source: RefSeq, a predicted model, not a curated record
GGCUCGCCCAGCACCACCCAGCGCCACCCAGCUCAGCCAGUAACCAGCUCCGCCCAGCCCAACCGACUCCGUCCGCCCCGUCCAAGCCCCCGCAACCCACACGCGCAGGAUGGACAGCACCACCGCCACCAGUGACAACGACCAAAACCUGUAUUCGCCCCGGCGGUGGCUGUCCUUCAAAAACCGCUUUCCGCCGCGGCGGUCGCGGCUGUCCUUCCUCAUUCCCCACAGGGUGGGCCCGCUCGAUGUGGCGGGUGGUGAUGGCGAUGACGACCUGAAGGGGGUAGGCAAGGAGGAGGCCAAGGGUAGGGUUUCGGUUGGUGGUGGGGUUCCGGUGGAUGGUGAGGUUCCGGUGGGUAGUGAGGAAGGGUACGAGACACCGCUCUUCCACCAGCUGAGGGAUGGCAUGUAUGAACACCUCUCCGGCCAAAAGCCGCCCUUCGCGCGGUGCCCCAUCUGCACCCACACCCAGCUCUCUCUCCGCUCGGUGCCCAUCUACACACCCCGCAACGCCGAAGACCGCAAGGACCUGCCGGACCUCGCGCCCGGCGCCAUGCUCAAAUGCGGGCACAUGGUCUGCCGGCCCUGCUGGGAGGACGUUGUGAAGAACCACAUCCGGGGACUGCUUUGGGCAAAUGAGUCCUACCCGCCGAUAAGGUGCCCGCUAUGCCGCCUCAAGCUGUAUCAUCCCGGGUGCGGGUGCCACAUCCCCGCGUAUCGAAUGCCGCGGAGCCUACAGGACCCGGAGGCGAGUUAUCAGUAUGUAUCGCGGUGGCCCUCAAGAGAAAACUACGACUAUGAAAUGGACCGGUGGAUGGUACAUGUGCCGACGACGCUGAACGAUACAAAUCCGCAGACGAGGCAUGAGCGUGAGAUCUCGCGAUACUGUCGCCAGUGCUCGAAAUAUCCGACAUACGGUUACCGUAGAGGUGGUGAGGUGCCCCUUUAUACCUUUCAAGUGGGAGACCUGAACCCAGACAAAGAUGAGUGA